Scatophagus argus is the source of this 3081-nucleotide messenger RNA. RefSeq lists its product as uncharacterized. Gene Ontology annotation, cellular component: cytoskeleton; cytoplasmic side of apical plasma membrane. The coding region runs from base 270 to 2033 and encodes 587 amino acids. Lineage: Eukaryota; Metazoa; Chordata; Actinopteri; Scatophagidae. The transcript has 14 exons. Gene Ontology annotation, biological process: positive regulation of hippo signaling. The record is from RefSeq and is a predicted model, not a curated record.
UGAAGAAGUUACAAUACGCAAUGGGGAAGGAGGUAAGCAGGCGGUAGAGUGUGGCUCUGUUAUUAUUAUCAUCAUAAUUCGGAUUUAAAGAAGAGUGUUUGGGCAAGUUUUGAGAAGACCUGUGACUGAAACUUGAACUCCUUCUCCCCGUACAUUGUGAUGGAUGCAAUAUGGACGAACUGAUAAAAAGUGAGGGAUAGAGGAAGGAAGAGAAGACUGAAGCAGUUUAACAGAGAGCGAGAACUUAUCACAGACAUACACAAGACAUCAUGUCCACUUCGAUAAAGCAGGAGAGAACCAUUUGUGUCCUCCUCCCCAACAAAGACCAGCUGGACAUCACUGUCGGGCCAAAGUCCACAGGCCAGGAUGUUUUUAAUCGAGUGGCAGAACUUCUUGGAAUCAAAGAGCUGCACUUCUUUGGCCUCACGGUGGUGAAGGACAAUGAGCACACAUUUUUAGACAUGGAGGAGAAACUGAUUAAGUACUUUCCUAAGGAAUGGAAGCAAGAUUCAGGAAAGGGAUUACAGAGGAGACCCUUGCCUCUAGUCCUCUUCCUCAAAGUGCAGUACUACAUAGAAAACGGCAGACUCCUUUGUGAACGAAAGGCACGGCAUCUCUACUAUUCUGAUUUGCGGGAGCGGGUGCUUCGCUCUGAGUGCCGUCAUCAGGAAGAAGUGUACUUCCAGCUCGCGGGUUACGCCUUGCAAGCUGACCUCGGUGACCCCCCGCUGCCCAGGGACGAUAUGGAGAUCACCGCUAAUUUUGAACCCAAGCAGUACUUUCCCCCUUGGAUUAUAGCUAAGCGUGGCGUAAACUACCUCCUCUGCCAUGGGCCAAAGGUUCAUCAGGAGCAGUGGGGCAUGUCUGCUCGUGAUGCCAUCCUGCUCUUCAUCAGAGAGUCGUGCCGACUGGAGGACGUACCCAUCACGUUUUACAGACUGCAAAAGGACAAAAAAGAAGAGAAAGGAACGGCAUUGCUCGGUCUGACCCUGCGAGGAAUGCAGGUUUAUCAGGAGAUGAACAACGUGCGACAGCUGCUGUACGACUUCCCCUGGUCAAAUGUGGGACGUCUCACCUUCCUGGGAAAGAAAUUCGAGAUCCAGCCAGAUGGCUUGCCAUCAGCCCGGAAGCUUGUUUACUACACCGGCUCGUCAUUCCGCUCUCGCCACCUCCUCCUGCACCUGAGCAGCAGCCAUCGCGUCUACCGAAGCCUCCAGCCUGCCCUCAAACACCUACGCCAGCUGGAGGAGAGCGAAGAGAAGAAGCGUUACAGGGAGUCAUACAUCAGUGAUGACCUGGACUUGGAUCCCCCAGGCAGUGAAAGCAGCCCUGGUCUGUCCCGACACUCCACCAGCAGCUCUGGAAUUGAAGCUGAUGCACGUCAACACAGCAUCUCCGUCGAGAUGGCCUCCACGGAGGAGGACAGUCAGCGGCGAGCGGAGAGCUGUGUCAGCCCAGCGGCCAGCCAUGAUGGCUCCUGUACCUCUGGGCUUAACACAGGCAGUAAGACUCGAAUGGAAGAUGAGGGAUGGCAAGAGGAAGAGAUCAAGACCAGCAUUAGUCCAAAGGAGGCCCUUGUGGAUGAUCCUGAUGAGAUGUUCCAGCUGGCUGAUCUUCUUGAAGGAGUAUCAGUGGACUGUGGAGAACUCUCCUCAGAGACCCACUCAGCAGAAAACAAAGUGUGUCCUCAAGACAAUGAUGAAGAUCUUGGGAAAUUAUGCAGCAAGGACAGUUCAAAACAGACGCUGAAAUCUAGGGCACAAGUUUGUGUGGAUCGGCACAGCCACAGUCUAGACGAUGUACGUCUGUUCUCACCUCCAGCACCCCUGGGGAUGACACUGCCACCGGAUUCCUCCCACAGUUAUACCUUUGGGCUCCCAGAUGCCUCAACAAACACAAAGACACCUGCUGAUCAUAGUUACUACCCCCUUUUGCAAUUCCAAGCCAAACCUUCCUUCUGUGGCCGGAGGUCUACCAACUGUCUCUCCCUGGACAUGUUAGGAGAUGAACAGUUUCUGGAAUUCAUACUUUGAGAAUGUAAAAUGCUGAUGUCCAUAAAUACACCCGCUCUCUUCCUUCAUUUACAGUGCAACUUGACUUGUAGGUUGUCAGUGCAUGAAUGUCUCAAGAGUUUUCUGUGUGGUGGUGUUAACUACAAGGGAUGUGUGUGCUUCAAAUUGCAGAGAGACAUUACUGAAAAUGACGGAACCCCUCUCAUUCCUCUGAGAAAAGCUGUGGAUUUGAUGAAUUCAGUUCUGUCAACACUUCUAUCAGUAAACAGAGCCUAUUUAUUAAUGUUGUAUAUUGUGUACAUAUUACUUGCACUAUUUUAUUACAUUGCAACUUCUCUGAGCAAAAACAUUUCUGAUCACCUUCACUGUCUUUUGUAAAGUUCACACUGAUAAACAUUUUCUGAAAUGUCGGAAUAUUGAUAGAAUUUACCAGUAACAUAUAUUUUUAAAUUUUAAGGCCUUGUUGGCAUGUGCUGCAUUGCACAUUCAUAAGAUGGGACUUUAGCCUAUUAGCUAAAAUAAACACUUAAAUCUCCUGGUUUCAUUCAGGAGAAUCUCCAGAAGCUACAGUGCUAAUGUUUGUGCUCCUGUACUGCAUCAUCCUCUUUUUUUUUUUUUCCAGACCUUUUUUAUUAUAUUCUUUAUUUUUGUAUAGUGUGAUUUGUCAUGGUUUAGUCUUCCUCAGCAAUGUAACCGCUGAAGCGGAAAUUUGAACCUCUUUACAAUAAUGCAUUCAUCCAAAGCUUCCACAUUCUAUAAUAUCCUCCUGCUGUCGUAAUUACAACAGAAAAGUAUUAUUAGUAAAGCACUAUUUUUGUAACGAGAAAGUGUAUAAUGAAUCUGCACUAUUUUUGUAUUAUGUAACCACCAAACAAAGAAGCCUUUCUGUUGGGGUUUUUCUCACGUUUUUUUCCCCCACUGCUUUGCAAACACAGGAAAAACUUAUACUCAGUGCCAGAAAUGUAUGAGAAAUUCUCAGUGUUAAUUCACAAUACAGAACAAUUCAUUUUUAACUAAAGCAGUGUGUUUUAUGAUAGUGAAAAUAAAUUCUUAAAGCCACUAAAUGAAA